Xyrichtys novacula (pearly razorfish) is the source of this 24255-nucleotide messenger RNA. Lineage: Eukaryota; Metazoa; Chordata; Actinopteri; Labriformes; Labridae. The record is from the annotation of a GenBank genome assembly.
ACGUGAGUCGUCGUCAGCUCUCCGCCUCUGUCUCUCAUCUGGCUGUGGUAGCUUAGUCGCUCAACUUUAACCAUGCUUCCUCUAGUUUAAUUUUUCUAACACUGAAUUCGUUUAUAGUGACAGUCAGAUAAAUUGUUCCGUCUGUUUUUAGGUUUUCUGACAACCUAUCUGUGAAUCCCUGCUGUUUGGAAAACAAGUGAUAAAGCAGCUUUCCCAUCGUGGUUAGCUAACAGCUUGUGUAGCAUCCAGGAGAGAAAACGUCGCUGUGAAGCACAAAGGUGAGAAAGAGAAAGAAAGAGAGAGAGAGAGGCACCUGGGUGUGUGUUUUUGACUUUAAUCGUUGUGUAUGUACUGCAUGUUUGGGUUGUGUAGAGGUCCGGGAUGUCUUUAAAGUGACAGUGAGUCUAUUGAACCUUAUUAGCUCGUUGCUGUAGUCGAUAAACUGAUAAAGCUCGUUUAGUUAAACGCUACAGCGACUUAUCUGUCUUUUUGUCGAAUUUACAAAUGAAAAUGUUGUCAGCGAGUCACAUUGAGGAGAUAUCGGUUAAACUAGCACUGCCUGUGUUUGCUACAGAGCAGUCUGAGAUGAAAAUAAUCAGGGUGUUGUAUUGCUUUAUUACUUGGCAGAUGUCUGAUAUUGUGAAAAAUGUUUACCACUGACAAACCUGAGUAUUUAUCUCCAUUAACGUGUUUUGUGUUAAAAACAGAACACCAUCUAUGAUCAAUCAGUGCUUUCAAAUAGUUUCCCGUGAGUUCAUCAAGUGUUGACACCCGUAUCCUCAGAUUCACUCCUGAGCAUGCGCAAAACUGCCAUCAGACUCUUAUCAUGAGCUGUCCAUGGUACUGAAGCAGAAAUAAGAGGAAGAAGAAGAACUUAAUUAAUCCAAGAAGGAAAUUCAAGUGUCUGUUUUCUCACAUAAUAUAUCUCUAAAAGUUACCAAGAUUACAAGUUUCUUUCUUGUGCCAAAAUAAUGGAAAUUUGUGUCGUGUAGACAAGUUGUGAGACAUAUGCGAUAACUUUCAUUUUUGCUGGUUUAUAUCAUCUAAAAGCAAGCCCUGUCAAAAAAUUAUCCUUUGUAAAGUCCAUGUAGAUUCUCAUUUAUCCACGUCAUGGUUAUCUCAAAGUCUCCAAAAUCAGGCAACUGGACUUUGUAGCGUUUGAGAAGACAUUUUGCCUCUUAUCCAAGAAGCUUCUUCAGUUCUAAAAUAGCUAGUGAGGGGAGCAGGUAUUUAUCUAAUUGCAAAAAAAAAAAACAUCUCCGGGUAUUUAUCCCGAGAGUCGUUAACCUGAAUGGGUCGUUGUCAACUACCCCUUUCAUGUGAGGUGUUGUGGUCACAUGGUCCCAGGUGUGGAUGUUUGUGGAGCUUCCUGGGGAGAGAGCUUAGAACUGCAGUGUAAGUGCAAACUCUAUACAGUCCAGUUGCCUGAUUUUGGAGUCUUCGAGAUCCAACUCAAUUGGUCGAACAGGUGUCUAAUUGAAGGCAGAAAAUAGUUUUAAGGCUGACAUUUUAGGUAAUAUAACUGAUUACAUAUGGUUCAUUAGUAUAACGAAUGUGUUUGAAUAAAGAUGGACUCACAUCAUUUUGGGACACUUUUUGUAAGGUUUACUGUUUCUUUUCUCUCUGUCUUAGUGCAGCUUCUAUGACCCACAACUGUCUGCCCCGAUCAGAGGAUGUAUCCGCCUUCCAGAAAGGACUUCAUCUCUCUGACCCUCAGUGAUCCACACAGUCACUCUUAUAACAACGGCAAACACCGGAGACAGUCCUGCUGGAGGGUGAGUCGUCAUAUGCUGCAGUAUGCAAAGCUUGACUCUGUUAGAGUUUUACAGCUGUGUUAUAAAAAACAUUGAGUUUGAAGUAUGAGAGAAUUAGGCUCAUUUUUGAGAGAUUCACUUGAGAGACGACUGUUCUGGGUCGACUUUGAUCACAAUAGAGGUGUAUGAAAAUACUGUUAAACAUAUGCCCAGGCCUUUGCUAUCACCAUGUCAAACCAAGUGAGGCAUCUGUGGGAGACUCUUGGGUCCUGUAGCACUUGGUUGACACUAAAUUCAUUCAGAUUUCACAGCUAAACGUGCCCCUCCAUGCCAGCUUUCACACAUCUUUGAUUGUGAAGCAGCACAUUUUUGGAAUUUAAAUUUAGAAACCAUGUCACUACAGUGAAGAUAGAUAUUCACAAGACAAACAGCCAAAGGUAAAUGUCAUUUAGUUCUGACAGAGGAUGUACAAUAAGGCUUCGGCUUCAAAUAUCCUACUGCUUGGUUAUGCCUCUGAUUUUGGCUGAGACAGAUCAUCCCUUCCCCUAAGAAAUCUAUCUUUUUUUUUGUAACAAAUCGAUUCUCAUGCUUUCCCUCUCACUUUCAUACACCUUCUUUGUUGUGGAGCAGCCUGCCCUGAACUUUCAAACUCUUCAGAUAAAAGCCUCUCCUCAGCACAUUAUGUGUCUGAUUACUACAGUGAGAUAAAACAAACUCCGCUCAUCUCACCGCCUCUCCUGUCUCCUCCACAUUUUCUUUAAUCUUGUUAUCUUUACUUUGAAAUUUCUUAUGCCUCUCUCUCGUCCUUGUGCCCUGUGAGCUUCUGUCAUAUACUUUGUUGGUUUUGAUCUGCAGGUAUAUCAUGUAGCUCUUCUCAUAUUACCUGUCAUACCUUUAUUUGCUUUUCCCUCGCUCAGGGGGGCUUUCAGUGUUUCCAUGUUAAUCUCUCAUCUCUGCAACUGUGUUUAUAACCUCAGUGUGAUCACAUUUGUGUAACUGCUCAAUCAGAUGAAAGCAUAGAGUGUAUAUUAUAAGUGAUGUCAACAGUUUGUUUGUGAGGAGGAGGCACAAAAGAUGGUGGUCCCCAUAUUGGAUAGAUGACUUCAUAAAUCUUCAGCAUGUUUAGAAACAAGGUGAGGCCUCAAUGCCUAGCAUAUACAGGGCUCGACAAUGCGACCAUUUCACUCGCAUUUGUGACUAAAAAUAGAUGUGUGAUAAUUGUAAAAGGUAUUUAGGGGCACAAAAAAUCAGCCGGGGCAACAAAUGUUUUUUCAUGUAAAUACCACGAUGAAAUUAGUUUUAGGUUGGAUAUCUGACAGACAUUUACUGCAGAUCUACCGGUGUCUUCUCAUUCUCAAUAACUGGGAAUAGCAUCAGCAGCACGGUUAAAUCUACUCGGCACCUUAGCUGUCAAUGUCGGGUGUUGAAUAAGGGACUGUCAAUAAAUUACCAGUUGAUGUUCUCAGAAAAGGCUGAUUUCCUUCAAUAGCUUCCAUGUCAUGUGACCGAAAGACCUAAAAUUGAUUUCAAAUAAUAGUUCUAAGGUCAGACAAUAAGACACACCUCUUUAUUUUCCCUAAUUUGUCUAAAAAAAUUUGUGUUAAAUUUAAAGGCAAAUUUUGAUCCUUUGCUUCAGUAGCUUCCAUGUCAUGGGACCAGUUAAUCUAAAAUUGAUUCCAAAUAAUAGUACUCUUGUCAACCAAUAAGACACUCCUCUUUAUUUCCCUAAUUUGUCCUCAUAAGAUUUUUGUGGGCAAUUUUUGAAUAUUUGCUCCCUGUGAAAAAAAGCUAGUGUCAAGCCCUGCAUAUAGCAACAGCUCAUUCAUAGGGUGGGAGAAAAAAUCGAUACAGCAUCGUAUCGCAAUAUUUUGUCUGGUGAUAUAUCGUAUCGACUCAUUUACCAAGUAUCGAUUUUUCAAAUUAAUUGCUAAUAUGAAGUCAAAUCUAUGAUAAUGGAAAAAUAAAAUCAACUGUUUGUCCGGUGAGGUUGGCAAAGGGGACAUCAUGGAGCAGGAGAAAGUUAGUACAACAAAUACAUAUAUGGUUUGCAAGAUGUGCUACAUGAAAAUAAAAUACUGUGUAAAUAAGACAAACAUAAAGGAAAGACAAAUGCUAAAUUAACUAAACAGUUAAAAAAUUGUAUGAAUCACAAUAUUUUGUAUCUCUAUACCUACUGUAUUGCAAAAUGUUAAAAAUAGCAAUAAUAUCGUAUCGUGAUUUCCACCCCUAUUCAUUCACCUGUCAGGCAAAUCAGCCAUGUCUUCAGUAAUGACUUAUUAUGCGUAUAUUUCUCCAUACAAUCAAAAUGCAUUAGUAGAUUGAAAAUUAAUCACUGUAUGGUUGUUGGUAACAGGGAAAUAGAGGAAAUAGGGUACAGAGGCCAAAACUGCUCUUCAUACCAGGCUGUAAAUAUAUUUCAUUCUGCUCUAAAAAUAGGCCUUUUAAUAUAUCUGUCAAGGUUCCCUCAGCAUGGAGAGUAACUGAAGAUUGACUUGUGCACUCUGUGCAUUAACAGGUUUUAGAGUUAAGUGUAGCACACACCAGUUGCAUAAUUAACCCCUCUGUGUUCGAUGCACAACAUUUGACACUUUUAGUUAGACACAAAGUUUACCCUGCAGAGAAAAGUCAAAACCAGAGAAAAGGAGCCAGAGAGCUAUUCUGGGGAGCAUGUGUGAAAAAAAAGAAACUUUCCUGGAUAGCAGUGUAACCUGAUGUAUAAUGACAGAAAGAUGUCCCAGGUGCAUACGUCUGUGCAGGUUCCUUGCUCAGGAAUAUUUUGUUGUUUUUGCUGUUAUUAUAGCUCCUUCCUUCCCAAAACAAAAAAAAAAAAAACAAGUUCAGAAAAUCCUGCAGGGAUUCGUUAACAUGUGCUGAUAACACGAUCUGCUCUCAUCCCCCGAGUAUGUUGAUAAUUUGUGUUUGAUUUUAAAUUGGCUCGCAUGUAAUUCCCAUUAGGAGACGCCCCAAUAAACCUAUUUAAUGGAUGCAGAUACAAGUGCUUCAGUCGACAAAACAUGUGCUGCACUCCAGCUUGUUAUCAUGAACCACUUCUCGUUGAGGCUUCGUGUUGUAGGUUUUUAAGGCGCAGUUAUAACAAAUAAUCCCAACCUAAAAAAAAGAAAAGAUGGUCUGAUAUAAGAUUAUAUGGUUUUUAUUGUAUCAUUGCACUCAUAAAAGAGACACUCACCUCCUGUAGCACUGAGAUUCAAUGAAAGAAACAGUCAGUAAAAAACAAAUUGACACAUGACGACACUAAAGUUAUUAUCGAAGAUAUUAACUUCCAGUCGGAUCAAAUCAUUCUGAUGUAUAUUGAAUCCUACCGAUGUGUGAUCCUUUUAGUUUACAGACUUUGCCCCCUCAACAUUUAACAAACAGUGUAUCCUCUUAUCCAUUUAUGCUAAGUCAUCAUCGAUCAGAUUUAUUUCGUCAGCUAUUUUCAAAGAGCUCCAUCAGCAAACAACACAAACAUAAUUUACGAGUUUCACUGAAUUGAAAAAGCAUGGCAGCGCUCUUAUCGACUGAUCUGUAACAUUUUAUUUCAGCAGUAUAUCAGGAGACUUUUGCUCCUCUAGGCUUCAUGGUAGAGAUCUCAAUCUGGCUCAGAGCCCCCCCUCUGCAUGCGGGCCGUCAAAUAUGAUGACGGUGGAUGAAUCCUGAAAAAACUAUUCUCUGCAAAUCAUCUUUUUGUAGAUUGGCAUCUUGGCUGAGUCUGUUUUUUACAAAGCAAAAAAAUGCACAUAUGCCAUAUCUUUAUAAUGUAUAACCUUUAUUGAAGUGGAAAGUCAUAUAAAGAGUAAAGCCAUGAAAGAUGUGAAAGCUAUUGGAAGCUAACAAGCGGACUUUUCUGCAUGAUUUAUUACCAGUCACAUUGGUUUUGUUCAGCAUUUUCAAAGGAAAGCUUUUGUUCUUAGGAGCGGGAGUUGCUGCAGACCUGUAGAGCGAGUGAGUUUCCUUUUCUCCCCCUCAGUGCGGGUCCAGAAAAUGAAUCAUGGUCUGCUAACUAUCCACCCUGAAAAUUCACCUCCAGUUAAGAGCUUUUCUCUAUGAAUAGGACCUGCUUUACUGCCAUCAUGUGACACCUAAUAUGACAUCUGUCAUCACGUUAUUGUAGAGACACUUAACUGCCAGGUUACGAGACCACUCCUGGGCAAAUGCCAUUUUCUAAAAUAGACAGUGACUUUCUUUGUAAAGCAAGCAAACCUGCAAACCUGAACCUCAAAGCUUAAAAAUAUCAGAUUAUUAUGAAAACCUUAAAUUUCAUCAAGCUGGGACUGCAUUUGAUGAUUAUAAAUUCAUUAAGUGAGUAAUAAAAAAGUGUGUAUUAAUGGGUGUCAGCACUCUGAGAAUAUUAGCGUACAUGUUUCUAACUGAAUACCCCUGGAUUAUUGCUUAUCUGCUUCAGGGUUGUCGGGGGGCCUAUCCCAGCUGUCACUGGGGGAGAGGCAGGGUUCACCCUGGACAGGUCACCAGUUUAUCACAGAGCUAGCCCACAGGCAGACAUCCAGACACACUCACACCGAAGGGCAAUUUAAUAAGGAGCAUGUUGACCCAGUGUGGGAUGAAACCGGAGAACCCGAGGGAGGGACACGAUGCAAACUCCAGGCAGAAAAGACAGAAGCACCUUCUGUGCUCCCUGUGGUUUCUUAUGUAGACAGUAAAAUCAUUAGUACUGUCUAAAAUCUUUAACAGCAGCCUGUUUACAAAUUGACAUUUGUAAUUUUCACAGAAAGCUGAAGUCAUUUUUCUGUCUUUAUAAAGGUGUCGUUUUUCUCUCAUAAGUAUGUCAACUGAAGAUUAAAUGAAUCUUUUCACAAGGAUAUGUUAAUUUUUCUUUACAAUUGUUCCACCCUUUUACAUUUGAUCAGGACUGAAACUCAGUACUGAAGACAGAUACCUCUCUGCCCACCUUUCUCCAACCUCGAGUCUCUGCAUUUUAAUUAAAAAUUCAGAACCUCAGUUUGCCUCCAAAUUUUAAUCCAAAACGGGCAGCAUCAAUAAUAUGUUCCCAUAACUCUUCUUCAGCCGACAGUCUGCAUCUCCUCCUCAUCCCCUGACAGCUCAAUAUCUGACUAUCCUUCCAUAAAUUUAAACUACAUCUUAUCAGCCGCAGUCAGAGCUCUGUUUUCUUCGAGUAUGGGGAAAUAGGAAAUCAGAGGAAGGAGCAAGUUUUGUCGCCAUCCUCCUAUACCAAGGACUUCGCUUAAACUAUGUGUUUCAAAACCCUUCAAAAACAUACAUCUCUAGAAUUUUAAUACAGUACCCACCAUGGUGAAAUGUGUUUACAGCAGAACCUGUCAUGUUGAAAAAGGCAGGAGAGUCUCUUUGGGCCGCACACUGAGACUCACACAGCACACUCAUGCAUGUUUGCCUCAACUGUCACGUCCAUAAAAGAUAUAGGGGAGACCGGGGCUUGUUGUCACAUGGAUAAGUUUUCACAUUGCAAUUAUCUUUGCCACCAGAGGGUGCAACUAAAAAGUGGAAUACUGGUUUUAUUCCUUUACACCAGUGGUUCUCAAGUCCAGUCCUCGAGGCCCACUGUCCUGCAUUUUUUGGAUGUUUCCCUGCUCCAACACGCCUGAUUCAAAUGAUCAGCUCGUCAGCUUAAUAACGAGCUGAUCAUUUGAAUCAGGUGUGUUGGAGCAGGGAAACAUCCAAAACAUGCAGGACGGGGGGGCUUUAGGACUGGACUUGAGAACCACUGCUUUACACGGUCAGGGGUCGUGUCCUGUCUGAGAAGAGAAGGGCACAUUGUGAGCUGAGACGAGCGCCAAUUAACCAUUUAGCACAACCCAAAGUGAAAAAAAAAAAAAAAAACUAUAUAUUUUAAAAUAAGCUUCUUCCAGAUAAAAAUCCUAGCAAUAAUACAUAUGGACUUGUUAGGGGAGAGGGCCCGACCGAUUUAUCAGGAGGCGAUUAAAUUGGCCAAUUUUAGCCCGUUUGAGACUAAUUGGUAAUUGGCCAAAACUUGCCGAUUUUCGCCAAUAUUUUCAGGAAUAAAAUGCAGAGAACAAGAUUCGGUUUCACUUCAAAAAUUUUUCGCAAUUUAAAAAAUCCCCGACUUAUCCUGUAAAUGGUCAUUGAAAACGCUUUUCUGGUUUGAGUUUGAUCAGUCGGUCUUCCUGUCGGUGCGAAGACUAGUAGCCUACAGUAUAUCUAGAGUAUACAGUAUACAGUAGAUAUCUGCAGUAUAUAUGUGUUUUAUAACUUCAUUAAAAAUUUAAAAAAUCGGCCGAUUAAUCGGUAAUCACCCCCCCUAAUAAUCGGUAUCGGCAUCAGUCCCAAAAAAUCUUAUAAACUCUGCACUGACACAAGAUAUGAAAAUGACAUGAAUAUGAAAUAUAUACCUGAGACUUUGGUCUUUCAUCUGGAACACAUUUUGUUUAUAUAUGAUGUAUUGAUUCCAAGAAAUAUAUAAGAGCGUGAAAAGUGUGACAGCAAGCCCCGGACUCCCCUACAUUCUGGGUCAGUAAUGAGUCCCACCACCACACAUUUUCUUAAAGAUGCACCUUUAUAUUCACUUGAGUUUGUCGGUGUUGUUUUGCUGAAUGAACUUGAGCAGGGUAAAGUAAAAAAAUAUCCCCUGAGAUCAAGUCUUCUGUGAGCCUGCAGACGAUGGCUCAAUACUUUCACGGUGUUGCACAGGUGUUAAUUAGAGCAGGUAGCAGAAUGGUGCCUCUCUGCCUGUUAGCUUUCUCCCCCUGAGGGACCCCGGCUCUAUCCUCGCCUCUGCAUUGCCAAUAGAGUUGGUUAGAUUGUUUAUUUGCGAGCGGUCAGGUGGAGCGGGAUGCUGAGUUCGUACCGAGUAAGCUUAAAGAGGAAGGCCAGCGGGCUCUCCUUUCACUCUGCUAGUUUAAAGACGACAUUUUCAAGAGAUAUAAAGAAGUGGGAGGAUAUUUAGAUCUGCUGACAGAUGCUCUUGAUUUAAAUUGCAGAGCUGUUCGACAUGUUUCUGUGUAGUUAGCUCUGUGUUUUAUUUCCUGCCUACAGAAAUGGAAGCAGCUGUCUCGGCUCCAGCGAAGCCUCAUCUUGUUCCUGCUGGCCCUGCUGCUCAUAUUUGGAUUGCUCUCUUAUCCCAGCCUCACAGAGCAGUGGAGAGGUAAACAAUGCCCACAUAAACUCUAAGCUCUCUCACACGCACAUAAAAAUGCAAAUACUGGUAGGGACAAAGUCAGUCAUUAAUUUAACGGUCCAGCUUCAUGACUAGUUGAUUCUAAUGAGUUGGAUUGCCUGUGUGUUGUGGUUGGCGUUGAAGCUAAAUUGCAGUAAAUUACGAAGUCUCAGCUCCAUGAGGCUCUGUGAUAGUUGCAGUCUUUGUUUGGAUUUGUUUUGGCCUCAUUUUUCUUUGUUCACACCUGCUUGCUCUGGCAGUUUUAUACCUCCACAUGUACUGUAUUUGAUUUUCAGACCACGUCCACACUAAGAUGGCUGGAUCUAAAAAUGGUGCUAUUUCUCUCCCUGUUGGGGCUUAGUAUCCACUCUGCGAACAUUUUCUUUUUUAUUCACAGCCAAAAUCUGAGCUCUGUGAAAAUCUCUCCAGAGUAGGGAAAUGUGAAAAACAAGUUUCUCCUAAAUGUUAUGAAACUUGGAAAGAGCUGAUUUCUUGUAUGCUCAGAAGACUCAGUCGGGGGCUUAGCAAAGAAAAAGAAGACAAUUCUCUACAAAUAUGAGGGGCGAGACUCUGUUUUCAAUGUUUGUGAAGGGUUUUGUUCGACAACUGAAUCACAGUUAUUUAAAGCUUCAUUACAAAACUACUAGGAAUAGUAUGAACUCUGCUUUUUUCUGUGUCUUUGCUUAUGUGUGUGUGUGCGUGGUUGUCGGUGUGCAGGGUUGUCUGACAGAGAUGACUGGCUGGAGCUGAAUGACAGGGAGCUGAAGGCUGUUCUUCCAGGGGUGAAGCCUGUACUGGGUCAAGAAGAUGCGGGUAAAGCUCUGGCUCCUGUGGAGGGGCCUCAUGUGGGGCCAGAUGCAGGUCCGGUUGUUGUUCCUGAUCCUGUGUUGGAGCCCAAAGCACCAAAUGUGCCCAUGUUGCCCAAACCUCCCAUCAAGGUUCGAGCUGAUUUUUUCAGUUUAUUUCAACAAACAAAAAUUCUGAUUAUUUAUAAUGUCUUUUUUUUAAAGCCAGAGAUGUCAAAGAUUGAACUCUGCAGGCACACACUCGUCUGUGUUGGAGGAUCAGAGGUUUUGCCCCGCCAUUUAUUUGCUUCAAUUUAAUUAGAUUGUGUGAACUGAGCUUAAUGUCUGAAGAUAGCAGGCAACUAAAAGAUAAAUUAAACAGGGUUCCUAUGCAAGUAUGGAAGUAAUUUGAUCAAUUUCCAGGUCUUAAAAAGGGGGGACCUUUCCUAGAUCACGUUCAGAAACUCUCAUCAUUUUGAAUUAGCACUCUCCUCUUCUAGUUGUUUUCUUUUUGAAAUAUAUUUAUGUGAUGUUUUAUAAUCAUACAAUUCAAAUUCUACCUCUUUUAUGGACUUUAUAGUUUUCACCGACUUGUCUACAUUUGUAUUUCUCUUAACGCACAGUAGUUCAUUUAACUUAUUUUCUUUUUACUUUUCAUUUCUUAACAUCUUAUGUAUUUCAAGAUCUAUAAAACCCGAAUUCCAGCACUUACUUGUAUUUUUAAUUUUUUUAUUUUUGUACUUACUUAUUUUUUUUAUUUUUUGUUGUAGAUAAAUAAAUAAAUGUUGUAAAUAAAAAAAUUAAGUAUGGAAAAAUGUUUAUGUUAACAGACUUUAUUACCACAGUUAUAAAAUACUGUUUUCUAAAGUAGAAAAUUAGGUAUUUCCAAAAAUAAUUCUAAAAAGUAGGGUAUAAAAAAGUAUGGAAAUUCCAUCUGUGUAGGAACCCUGAUGUAAGGCAUAGUUUUUGAGAAUUUUAGAAACUCAAAAUUUUGAAAAGGUUUGUAGUUUCAGUUCUUGUUUAAUGUUUUCUACCUGUGCCUUUCGGUCUGUACUUCUUGGUCUGUUGUGAUUCUUAUAACAUGAAAUCUUUACAACUUAUAAAUGUGUAUGUGUCCUCUUUCAUCAGAUGUCGGUUUUGCUCCUCCUGUUUUUAUCUCUACCUCUUGUUUUGUUUUUUUUCCGCAGAAAAAGCCAUUCCCGAACAAGAGAGGUCCACCGAGCCUGCAGAAAGAUGGGAACAUGUCAGACACGGUGGGUGAAGAGAAGAAAGAGCAAGAGGUGGUUCAAGAUGAAGGAGAGGAGGAAGAGAAGGAAAAGAAAAUUGUCAGGUGAGUUCUGUUUUUGUUUUUUUGAUAUCUUAACCCUUGAAAGAACUCUAAAGAUGGUGUGUAGAAAUGUACUUCAUUUCUCCGAGGAGAGUCAUAAGAACAGUUUCCUGCUGCACCCAUGCCCUGCAGUCUUUGUUGCAGUAUUAAAGAAGCAGGUAUGAAUAUUGCAGGUGAGUGACAGGUUUCUGCCUUUGUCACGCAGCUGGAGAGGAGCGAUGAUCGAAGCCGAUCAAGCCACUGAGCCUCCACCCUCAGCCAAUGAAAAAGAGGCUGCAGCACCUCCAGCCCCAGCCAACCCUGCUGACCCUGUACCCCUGGAAGGUGAGAAAUAAUCCACACUGAGAAGAACUUGUCCAAAACUCUUAUUAAGAACUUAUAAAGCAAGUACACAGAGAUUUACAUGGAUGUUUAACUAAGACGAUUCACAUUUCUUUUAAUUUUGCUGUUCCUGCCUCUAGAAACUUGCCCAACUUUUAGAUCUCACUUCAAAACUUUUGCCUAACGUAUUCUGUAACUUAGUGUUAUCACUAUCUGUCGGUGUAUGCUGUUUCAAUCCCAACACCUUUUUUAUAUUACUUUCGACCGACGCUGAUGAAAGGUAACACCUCGCUGCGUUCAAGGAGCAUAUGACACAGCAUAUUUCCUCAUCAUCUAAAGCUCUCACACUUUCAUUUCUGAUUCAAUCUUUUGUUUGUAGUCUCUACUGGAAUUGUGGACAGACUGGAGGCUGUACGCGAAGCUUUUAGACAUGCGUGGAAAGGCUAUAAGAGCUACUCCUGGGGUCACGAUGAGCUCAAGCCGAUUUCCAAAUCCUUUGGCGAGUGGUUCGGUCUGGGUCUGACUCUCAUCGAUUCCCUGGACACCAUGUGGAUUUUGGGCCUGAAAGAAGGUACUGUCAAACACAGAAUCUCUCAUACUGACUUAAUAACUUACCAGUCAAUCUUCAUAUCUGCUCAAGGCUACAUUGGUUAUUAAGAGCGAGACACAACUUGUGAGUUGUCAAGUUCUGCCGUGAGUAAUGUUUUUGAUUAAAAAAGAGCCAAAAAUGCCCGAAAAGAUGAUAUCUCUUUUUUUUCUGCAUCAGCUUUCAUCUUUUUUUUUGACGCUUCAAUGUCCUUAAUAACAAUGCCGCAGGAGUGCAUCUUAAAACCAGUGGAGCCUGUUACCAAACCACCUGAUAAAGCCGGCUGAUCUCCCGUGUUUAUUAAAUGUCAUCAAAAAUACCUCUCCUCUCUGACGUUUGCCAUCACAGAGUUUGCAGAAGCGAAGACUUGGGUGGAGAACGACCUCAAUUUCGACAAGAACGUGGAUGUGAAUCUGUUUGAGACAACCAUCCGUGUCCUUGGAGGUCUGCUGAGCACCUACCAUCUGACAGGAGACCAGCUCUUCUUUGAGAAAGCCGUGAGUCAUACAAGGUUAUAAAAAACAGCUCUGUGUUCAGGCUUUUCAUGAAAUCAGAUACAAUCAAAUGGCAAUUACCCUCACAGGUUUUAGAGCUAAUGAGUUCAGCGACCCCUCCUCUAAAUUAUCAAGGUUGCAAGAGAACAAGUGACUUCCGAUUUGUUGCAAUACUUGAAUUUGAAGGAGUCAAAGGGAAAGAGUUUUCACCUGUGGUUUUGUUUUUCUCUGCACAUACAGAAAGAUCUCGGGUCCAGGUUAAUGCCUGCCUUUAAAACUCCCUCGAAGAUCCCGUUCUCUGACGUCAAUAUCGGCAAGGGAACGGCACACCCCCCUCGAUGGACGUCAGACAGCACGCUAGCCGAAGUUACAAGCAUUCAGCUAGAAUUCAGAGACCUGAGCCGCCUCACCCAGGACCCACAAUACCAGGUCAGGAUACAAGGAGCAUCAAAUCUCACAUGGAAUUAUUUCAGUUUAAGGAGUCAGUAUUGAUAUUUUCUCCAUUUAGAUGGAGGGUUCUUGUCCAGAUAAAGUCAGAUAUUAAAUAACUGAGGAGACACUCCCCCAGUGUUUUCAGUCAAUAUGUAAAUAUGUCCCUUUUGUCUGAGCCUGACUUGAAUUUUAAAAUUUCUGAUAGUAUUCAUAGACAGUUGCUCAAAAAAGAAGAGUAUAUGAAAGGAGACUUUGAGGUUUCUUACUCGUAGUCUGACUUGUUUUUUUAACCUUUCUAGGAAGUUGCAAAUGAGGUGAUGAGGCUGGUCCACAAGCUUCCGGGCAAACAUGACGGCCUGGUGCCCAUGUUCAUCAACACCAACAGCGGCCAGUUCACCCACAAAGGGGUCUACACGCUUGGAGCCAGAGCAGACAGCUACUACGAGUACCUGCUGAAACAAUGGAUCCAGGGAGGCAAGACAGAAGAAGAGUAAUUCCACCUUUACACUUUUGAGCCUGUUUGCUGAUUGUGGGAGAGUUCAAAGUAGAGCAUUAGAGCUGUAAAACUAACUGUGCAUCAGAGCUUGAAAAGAUGAUAUUUCUGCAAAGAUCAAAUUGUAAUUUAUAAUGUUUAAAAGUACUGAGACAAGUGUGGAAAAAAUAUUAAUAUUUCUAAGAAAAGGAGAGUUAAAUCAAACUGACUGACACAAGAGAAAGCUGCUAACUGAACCACUUUCAAUAUUUCAUGCAAGCAGUUCAUCCACUUUCCCUUUUAUGUCUCCACUUGAAGAGUAAUUGGCGACACUGACUUUAGUCUUGCUAAAGCUGAAUUUCCUGAAACAGACUGGCUAACAUCUGUAAUGGUGUAGAUGCUGGUGUUUAGAUCUACAACUGUCUCUGUUUCUGUUGAACCAGUCUGUUGGAGGACUACCUUCAGGCCAUAGAGGGAGUGAAGAAGCACCUGGUGAGACAGACGGGGCCAAACAAACUGACCUUUGUUGGAGAGCUGAACCACAACCGCUUCAACCCGAAGAUGGUAAAUAAGCUCAUUUAUCACUCAUCAGUUCCAUUGCAUUAUCUAUGUGGGCAUUGUCAGUGAGUUGUUAACAGUUAUAACACAUUAUUAUACCUGACCUUGUAAGUCAUGAUAAAAUGCUUCAUAAUGUGUUAUGAUUAUUGCUAUUGCAUUAUAAUCAUUUGUGAGUUUUUAUAGUAGGGAUGUUCCCAGCGCUUAAUUUCACUGACGUUUAAACAACCAUUUUGAAACCGAAUAUUCGAUUACAAGAAAAUUAAUUAACUCCCAGAAAAUAGCCCAAAUUGAGCACAUGUCAAUCUAUAUGGCCAGAUAUCAUCUGAAAUAAAUAUUAAGAGUACAUGAAAGCCAUGCUUAUAAUAUUAAAAAUAUGUUACAGAAUUUUAUUUUAGCGCUGGAGAAUGACAUAAAGUAUGUAAAAGAUCAAAGCAAUUAAACUCCACUCCGCUGCACUCAAGCCAAGCAGCCUACUGCGUCAUCGGCCUGCCUCACACCAUAAGCACAUAAUGAAGAGUCUUCAGAGUCAGACAACAUCACGUUCAAUAAUGUUUAUUUUCUAAACUAGACUUAAACUUUGCUCUUUUUUCUCACCGACAUCGCUCUGGCUGAUCGCAUGUCUUGAUUUACUCUAAGGAAGUUAACCUGCAGGCCAGCGCUGCAAGACCAGAGCAGCAAGCCAGACAGAAAGAGACACACACAUGAUCCACACAUUUUAGCUUGUUUAAUGCACACUUUUAUUAAGACAUGACGGUAAAAACGUAAUUUAAAAAAAAAAAAAAAAAAAGCUUUUUUUUGCUUUUUGCUUUUUUUUCCCCUUUUCUUUUUUUUCUAUAGCAUAAACGAAUAUUAUUAUUACACAAAUAUCCGAAUAACUGUGCACAUCCCUAGUUUAUAUAAUCGUGUUAACAGUGUUGUCUGGCUGAUCAUUAAUAAGCAGCUCAAAGCAAAACUGACUAGAUUGUGCAUCUCCAAAUGCGUCUGCAGUAAUCGCUCGUGAUGGGAUCUCACUCCAAAGCUCUAUAUGCACAUCAACGUGGAGCCUUAUUCACCUUCUCCGGCACUUAGAAAUGAUGAUCUGUGAAGCACAGGGAGUAUUUGAUUUCACAGAAGAGUGGGUUUUUAUGGACUACAGUGAUACCUUGUUAUUGAGUUUAUGAAGCCUUAACGUUUCUUCACGGGUUUGUGGUUCCCCGUUGAAUUCCAAGGACUUCAAAUUAAGACUGAAGUCCCUGUUUAUAAUUACAGUUAAUAAGACCAAAAUCGGCUUACAGUCACUCAUAUCCACAAUGAGAAACUUUUGCUGAUGAAUCUCUCGCCAGUCACAUCUCCUCUCUGUGUUAUGAAAGCAUGUAGAGAUGCAGACGGUGCAUAUUAUCCAGUUGUGCAAACAGUCGACAUUGAUCGGAUCAUGCUAUUUGUGCAGAGAGGAACGCAGCAUGAAACUUAAACAGAUUGGCUUUCUAUCCGCUCCUUACCUCUCUUAUUAUCAUUAUGAUCCAUGUAGAGAGUAACUUCUUAUCUAUCGUCCUCUUCUCUAACGCCGUACUCCUGUUAUUGAAAAAGCUCAGCAGGUGUCACUUCUGCAGGCAAAGUUUAGAGAAGAUUAGUAUGAGAGCGAGUCUGCAGCAACCAUCAGCACAGAUUUAAGUUUAACAUUUCUCUCGUCGUCUUAGUAUGCAGAGGUGAGACGUCGCAUCUCAAUCCAGGCAUCAAGAGGAGAGAUAUACUAAAGGACCUCCCUGUGUUCUUCUUAUCACUCAAAAAGCAUCUCAGAAGAAGAUGAGAGACGGUCUAAAGCCGAGAACAUACAGGAUCGGUAUUGAGCGCAUUCCAUAUUUGCUCCGUAGAUCAGUCCUGGGUAUCGCAUACAGGAUGCAUAUUUGGAGCGUGGCAGCAGUGUAGUCCAGCCCUGGUCCAGCCAGCUGGGCUCAGUAUAGAGGAAACAACAUGCUCACAACAGGUUGUUUUGGUCUAUUUCCUGCUAAUUUGGAUAUAAUUCAGUGACCGUUGAGCCUCUACUCUAUAUGAAAAAGCAACGUGAUUUUACAGUUUCUGUUUUUGCAGGUUUACACGUGUUUAAUAAAGUAAACUAUGUUCCUUUAUGCUGUUACCUUCAGACACAGUUAGCAGUUAAAAGUCCUGUUGGGGUCCACAUGGAUCAGGGAUUGACCAUCGGAUUGUUCUGUGGUACUGAUAAAUCCAGAACCAGGAAGUAUUUCUCAUCGCAUAUUGUGUUUUAUUUUGAAAUAGCAGAUGACGUGCACGGUUUUCAUGCUUGACAUCCUGUCUAGAACGAUCGUCUCUGUGUGGAUUGAUGCGUAUUGGAAGCGUAGAGCAGCAAAAAUAGACUUGUCGUGUUUCUUUGGCGGUGCUGCUCUCGAUGCCGCCAUGUUCCAAACACGCAUCCUGUAUGUUUUAGCCUAAACAAACUGCUUUUAGAUGAAAACCGUAUACAAAAAAAUUAUGGAAAUUUGAAAAAUGAUCAGCAUAACACUUCUGCACUUCUGCAGGCCCUCCAGGUGUCCUCUAUGUACAUGGAAGAUACCGUGUGAUACAUGUGUUUUCGUUGUAGAUCUCCUGUGUCUUUAAAUCACUACACACACAGCACAAGAGCUGUGACAGUCAGAGGCUGUUCCCCACACUGUUCCAAAGCUCAAUGCGCUCACAUCCACGGACAAUGACCACCUUGUUAAAUCAAUAAGCCUUUGUGGUUUUGUUGGAUCUGUCGCUGUGCAAGCUCAUGUUCAGUCAGUCUUUUUCUCUAUUAGUCGACCCAAUCAAUCGCAGCUCUUAUCGCUAUCUCUCAUCAUUUCACAGUUCAGUUCUUCUCAAUUGUAUCUUUCUCUUGUCUCUGAUAGGACCACCUCGUGUGCUUCCUGCCUGGAACCCUAGCGCUCGGAGUCCACAAUGGCCUCCCAGGGGACCACAUGGAUCUGGCCGUGCAGCUGAUGGAGACGUGUCAUCAGAUGUACAAACAGAUGGAGACAGGGCUGAGCCCAGAGAUUGCUCACUUCAGUUUGCAGCCCAGUGACGGGCGAGAUGUCAUUGUCAAGGUAAGGCAUGAAGCAGAAAUGAGGACCUUUUUUUUACCCCUUUUUUCCAGUUUUAGUCAUUUUCUUAUCACUAUAUUCUGUUUUUAUUUCAUACAAUCACUCUUAUCCUCAUCUGGAUGCUUUGAGACUGCUGUGGUCAUAAACUAAAGCAGAAAAACAUUCUCUUAACUCUCUUUAUUCAUGCAAAAAAAAGAAGAAACUUUUCCUCUUAUUCAAACCUGUCUUCACUGGAAGGAUGUGUAAGCCCUGAUUUACUUAAGUGUCUUGUAUUUACACACAAACUAAAUGAGUGACACAGCCCACUACUGACUUAUUAUUAAGAGAGCCCACUAAACGAAAUUUUAAUCAGCCCGUCUAAAUUAGUCAUGGGAGUCUUGAGCACAACCUUUCUAACCCUCCUCAGUGCUCAUUUUAUUUUAAAUUGAGUGCUCAGGGUAUUUUAAAGGAUCCAAUAUCUCUGUACUCAUCUCAACAGCUACCUCCAUUAACCUCAGAUAGACGGAGGAAAUAUUCCAAACAUUUCAGGAGCUCAUUCUUACUCUAGGACUUCAAACUCAGGUAAUAAUUGUCAGAUUAAAAAGAAGACGGCUCUUAUUUACUUCCUAGAAACAGAACGCUAAAAUGAACCAUCUGGUAUUUGAGACAUUUGUUUGUCCUGUGGUUAUACAUCCUUGGAUCUUUGGUGCCCUGAUCGAUGUCGCCCAAGUGCUGAAGAGGGGCAGAUGUUUUCUUACCGAGAGUAAAACAUAAUACAACUUAGAAAGAUUACUUAAAAUACGCUUAUGGAGGAACUCUAGUGUCUAGUCCCUCAGAACCAUCCUUGGUUAUUUAAUCUAAAAAUCUUCAUGUUUUUGUGCAAAAGAAGGAAAAAAAUACUUUUAUCAUGAUGGUAUUUACUGACAAAUCCCCCUUUUUUCUUCCAGCCUGCAGACAGACACAACCUGCUGAGACCAGAGACAGUGGAGAGUCUGUUCUACAUGUACAGGUUCACCAAAGAAACCAAGUACAGAGACUGGGGAUGGGACAUACUGCAGAGCUUCAACAAAUACACUAAGGUACACUCAGCUGACCUCAGACCAACUUCAGUGUGGUUUAAAAUGCUGACCGCACUUUUUCUGUAUGUACACAAGUAUAGGUAGGUAACAUGACUUUGUACAAAGAGGCUGUCUUCGAGGCUGGGUCUCACUGAAGUAAGGAUAAGAGGAGGAUCAUCACUGUGAAAGAUUUCAUUGGCAGAUUCUUUACAAGUUUCAGAACAAUGUUACUCAACAUAACAUUACAGAACAUUUGUGGAUUUCAUCACCUACAUCAGACACAGAGAAUCCAGGUAAUCUCUGUAAAAAGAGAAAAUCCUAGAUGAUUAUGUAAUCAAAUAUUGAUUUCAAAUGGUUUGUAAACCAUCAAAUCCUCUUUUUGUCAACAUUUUUCACUAAAAAGGUAAUAAUGUAAUAUGUAAUAAUAUGUAAUAUCUUUCUUUGAUCCAGCUCCAAACAAAAUCCACUUCUGAUAGUUAGAUCAUCCCUCAAUCACAUGAGGUGUAGCGCUCCUCAUAGCUGACCUGUCAGACCUAUCAGUCUGGACUCGGUUCACAGUGAUCCACAAGAGCUUAAAGAUGUUUUCCAAGAUCAUAACACAUCAAGCGCCAAACCCAUAAACAGCACCUUCAUGAUUAUGUAUCCUCAAGGUAACCAAAAAUCUCAAUCCUGCAGGUGCCUGAUGGUGGCUACACGUCCAUCAACAACGUGCGAGACCCCACCAACCCUGGACCCCGAGACAAGAUGGAGAGUUUCUUCCUGGGUGAGACCCUGAAGUACAUGUACCUGCUCUUCUCUGAUGACAUGGACGAGCUCAGUCUGGACAAGUACAUCUUCAACACAGAGGCCCACCCUCUACCUAUAUGGCCCUCUCCACCCAAGUGAUAUUAUCUCUGCCAGAGGCUGUCUGUCCCACUGAGUCCUUAAUGAGGCUGUGAUUGGCUCUCAUACAGGAUCAACAAUCGUCCACGCUGGACUGCUGUGUUGAGCAGAAAACCAGAUCUGCACCGUCUCCCUGUACUGUGAUAUGUUUCUAUGUGGAGGAGUUUAAUUUUACUUUUUUUUUUUUUUCGCUUUUUCUUAAUUUUUCCUAAGGAAAAGGUUUACGUAAGAGCUGGUCUCCAAUGUAGAAAUACUUUUAUAAGAUCUGAUUUGACAAGCUGGAGCCGACAGAAGACUGAAGAGGAGACAUCGGGAGGUUUCUGCUGCUGGGUGUCUGGGUCGGUUGCUAUAUUUAUAUUGAUGGAAACAAUAAUAAUGUCACCCUGAAUCUGACUGCAAAUCCUCAGACGCCCUGCACAGCUGGAGGUAAACGUGAUAAGAGUAUCCAAGAAGUCAUUCAGUUGAUUCACCGAUGUGUUCAGUGCAAGAAUCAAUAAUGGAAAUCUAUGGCGCGUGUUAAGCUAAAUUUAAACUGAUUGCUCUGGUGGAGGGAUCGCGCAUUAUUUACAGAAGCCUCUGCUGCGGCCCUUGUGCACAGACAUGAGAGAAAAGAGGGGUAUAUUUCUGUUUUGUCCCAGUCUGAUUUCGCAGAAGCAGUAAGUGAAGUAAAGCCUCAGAAGAUGGAUUUAGCUCUGUGGCGAAUGCUCUGUUGGAAGGGAAAUCCGGAGUUUUCUUAUCUCUUGCAUGCCUCAAUGUGAGGCAAGUGAGGAAAUAAAAAGUUUGGGACUAAACCCUGACCCAUGAGGUACACAAGCAGAAUGAUCGGAGUCAUUCUUGGCGAUGUGUGAUGCACUUGAAUAUUGUUGAAUAACUGAAAAAAGGCUGUGUUCUUAUCAAGUUUUGAUGCUUAUUGUUACUGAGAUCGUCGAGUUAUCUUUUUGUGAAGAGUAUUGGUGACAGGGAAGUUAAGGAGUUCAUGUCAUGUUUAAUAGAUGAAAGAGUGAAGGAUAAGGGUUUAAUGAAGUAGUUAAUCCUGAAUGACUUUUGUUUUGGGGGGGUCCAGGCUGUACACACACAAACACAUCAUGUUCACUGAUGAAUGUAUUCUUCUGUUGUGUCUGAUUACAUUUUCCACUAAGUGAGUUUAAAAGCACUUUACCCGCCUGGUUUUGAUUACACUAGAUUUUUUCUUGCACUUGUUUGACAUAUGAAGAGUAAGAAACAAAAGCCGCCCUUCCAGGCUUUAAAGGGAAAAUCAUUUUAACCCUUGUGUGUGUGUGUGUGUGUGUCGCCAUUUUCUACAUCAUACACACACACACAGGCAUCCAUCCUUCCUUCUAUCAUGUGCAAGAAAUGGAGUUUGUUGAAUGAUUGUGUUGCACUUGGGGGAUUUUGAGUCAUUGCUGUUUAGUCGUCCCUGACAACUUGAAGGAUGUACACAGUAGGUGCUGUUUUUAAAGGUGAAAGGACUAUCAGUCUCUUCUUAUUCCAUCACUUUCUUUUUCGGGAUGUAACAGUAUCACAAUCUUACGAUACAAUAAGACCUUUUUAAUGAAUCAUGGUACAAAAUUUGUCAUAAUACUUUGAAAAAAAGACAAAUUUAGACUUUAAAAUGCCCCGUUUACACAGUGGUGAUAUGGCCUGCUUACACUUAAACCUCUACUUUGUUUCCUUCUUAUUUGUUUCCAUGAUUGCGUAGUGAAAUUGACGAGACUGUUACAUCCCUUCUUUCUACACUCUCGCCUAAAAGGUCCUCCAUUGUGAAUAAUUUUUACUGCAUCUCCAAACAGACUGUCUUUGUUUAAUCUCUUUACCUACAUGAACUUCAGUCCAACAGAGAGAGCCAUAUACUGACCCACAUCAUUGAAGGUGCACUACAUUUUUGCCAAUGCUCUGCUGUGCCUAUUUAACUGUGUUGUGCUACAGUUGUUUGGUUUUUCUUUUUUUAUUGCUGCUGUAUCAGUGGUGUCUAUUUGUGAAGUGCUAUGAGUGGAAGUAAGACCUUUUGUUAAAUAUAUGAGUGGGUGACCAAUCAAUAGGGCUGUAAAUAUAAUCUGGGGUCAAAUGUUUCUAACUUGUCCACUGAAUCAAACCUCUGCGGCUGAUCAUUUCUGGUCUUAAUAUCUUGUGCCAUCAUGUCCGAAACGGGACACUUUUUAAUACUUUUUUUUUUCAACCUUGGUAAUGUCUUUCAAAUACAAGCCUUGUGGUGGCGCUAAAUGAAAAGUCAGGGAGUGAAUCUGAAAAGUAAUGAAGUUUCAUCCUCUAGGGACCAUUCAGCACAGGACGUUCUUUCCUGUGUGCUGCACUCGAACAUUUACCGGGGUAGAUCUCUGAUGAUUGAGUCGUUUUCUGUAAUCCCUUUAACUCCACAUUCAACCUAAAAAAUUAAAUAUCCUAAUUGGAAAAUUAAUGUAAGAGAAGCCAGGCGCUGAUGUGAAGGGAACAUCUGUAUGACAACCUGAAAUUGGCUCAUUUACAAUAUUUCAUGCUUUAUUAAACCAUAUUAUCUCCUUGUUCAUGAGGACUGAUGAUUAAAUGAGGAUUUAUUUCGCUGCUGUGUUAAGGUGGAAGAGGACACACAUCUAAUAGGUUUCUUUAUUAACGUCCAGUUUUAAUGUGACCACUUUUGGACCACACUGAAUCUUUAAAGGAGACCUAUUAUACUCCUUUUACCUUUCAUUAUGUCAGUCUGGAACACUUAUAGACUACCUAAGCAUGAUCUACAGCUAAAAAAACCCUUUCCUAUCUUACACUGGCAUCUGUGAAAACCUUAAUUUCAUCGCUUUUUAGCCUCUGCCUGGAAAGCUUCCUUUUUGCUGCUUUUCCCCUGAUGGAAAGUUUGACACAGCUCGGGGGUGCUACCGUUCACACAGCCAUGUAGUCAUAAAACAACCUCAAUAUUACGCCUUUAGAGAAAACAUCUAAUGGAAAAGCUUGGCAUCAGGUUCAGGCCAAGUCUUCAAAUUGAGCUAUUCAGAAAAAAAGAACAGAAAACACAUUUCAGGGAUUGCUCCAACAUCUGUGCGUCUCAUGUUUCCAUACUUUCCCAUGGUUAAGCAUGGACAUCCAACACUGUAACAUGUAUGUAUCAAACUAUAGAUGAGCAUACUAAGCCUCCUUUAAAGGAAGAGCUUCACCCUCCAUUUGGGGAUGGUUUUAGGGACCUUCACGGUGAUAUAACAAAAGUUUUAAAUAAUGUGCUACAAUGUCAAAGGCCCUUUGAAGCAGCUAAAGUUUUUUACAAAAAUGCUUUUCAAGAACUAAAAGUAUUCCAAAACCUGGCAAAGAGUUGUCUGGAAACCAAGAUCAGUCAUUGAGAAAUCAAAUCUCUUCCAACCCGUUUGGAUUUCAUUUGAUAUAGUGUUUUCUUUUGUUGUUUUUGCAGGGCCUCAUGGGUGAAGCUGCUUUUUUCUAUAUUUUCCUCAAUCAACAAAUCCAGUGAACUGAUAAGAUCAAUAACGUUUCUUUUAAUCUCAGUACUUUCACUCACUGGACUUGUUUGAACUUCAGCAGCAGAUGCCUUUGAUUCCUCUUCAAAGACACUCACAAAUAUUAAUUUUACGAAGGUCAUUGCUCACCUAAAUAACCAUGUUCUGUAAUCUUAAGUAAAUAUAACCUAAACAGGAAAAGAUCUAGCAGAGUUGUUAGGGACUUUUUUCAGCGGUGGAUUUGUACAUAUAUAGUUCGUAGUAAGUAUGCCUUGCAGCACGACGGUGUAUGUGGUGGUGGGGUGAAAUAAGCUACAGUGUGUGUGUGUGUGUGUGUGUGCGUGUGUGUUCAUGGGGUGUUAUAAUGAAGAAACACAACACGUCAGGUUUUAAGAAGAUUGGCAAUAUUUGAUGAUUUUGGAAAAGUAGAUUUGUACUGAACGAAUCUGUAGUUUUAUGUUUUGGCUUGAAGAUGAGCUUUAUGAUCUAAAGUUACAAAAACAUUCAUAAUCUGUGAAAUCAAAACUCAGAUCAUGUUCGAUAAAAGACUUUUCUGUCACACAGAGAAGAUGUUUAUGUCCCCGACACUAAAAGAUUCAUUUUCUUUUGACUAUUGGCUAAGAUCAGCUUUUAUGUCAGUCAUGAACAAUAAAGUGUGUUGUGAAGCUGAUGGUAACAGCGAGGAUAAAUGAAGAGAAAAGACUCAUUAGGCUGCACAGUGAGCUCCCAUGGAAGCUUAUAAAUUCUCUCUGCUUUGUUCGUUCAUAAUUGUUUCCCAUUGCUGCCUUGUUAUUGAUUUUUUUUAAGGAAAUUGCAAAAUGGAAACCCUUUUCUUAUUUCUUAAAUGGUCAAAGAAAUAAAAGGUCAUAUUUCUAAACCUUGUCUAGUACUUAAAGGAUGUUUGAAACAAAAAUAGGUAGCAUGGUUUUUAUGUAAGGUCUUGCUACAAACCUCUUGACUUCCAUUUUUAACAAUGGUGAUGAUGAAAUAUUCGUAUUAGUGUGAUUUCUAUUGAAUCAAAGCCAUAGCAAAGAACAACUCAAUUCCUCAACAUGGAUGUGGGUAACAAAAUAUGGGCGUAGUUAGUCAUUGUCGUUCCUGCACAGGUUCCUGCAUCAGUAACUGUGACCCUGGGUCAAAGGCCAAAGACACGGAUCAAUAUUGUUAUGGCUGGUUCAAUCGAUAAAUUGAGCCAAGCCAAAGGAAAAAAAAACACAUCUUGGAACAGCGGGUUUUAAGUCAAUAACUCAUCUGCAUGUAUCGAAGACAUGCUGACCUGAAAUUCAUUUAAAUUCGAGUAACUAAUGUUUACUUUUUAAUGUAAAAUCAUGUUUUCAGAGCUUAAGCACAGAAUAUUUUCAUUUUUGAUUGUUGUAAAAUGUCCUUACAUCAUCGAAUCUAUGCUCACUGUACCGGUGAUUCAUGGAGCACUUUGUAACACAAGUUGUGGCUUAUCGCAAUGUUCACCAAUUCAACUUUCCUCCUGCCGACUACAUUUUUAAUAAAGCUUUUCAAUGAAUAUUUUGGACUUGAUCUUGCUCUGACUUGAUUUGUCUUUAAAUUAUGCUUCAAACAAAGCAUCAUCAUCAUCAUCAUCAUCAGCCUCCUGACUGCCAAUCCUGUCUUUCAUAUCCUUCUCUAAGAAUCAAACAUGAGGUAUCUCUCCAGUGUGAAACAAACAUAAGCUUUUUUAUUUGCAUCCUUUUAUUUUCCCAGGAAUUACCUUUUUUUGUUUUUUGUUUUUUUGCAUCGCCACUUUUCUUUGUUGUUGUUGUUGUUGUUCUUUUGUUAACUUCCAUUGUGGCUUCUCCUUUUUCUUGUUUUUUUUUUUUUGCAUUGGUAACUUCCAUUUUGGCUUCUUCUUCUUCUUCUUCCCCAUUUUUUUUUUUAAGCAGUGGCGGUUCUCGGCCACCGUAACCAUCACCUAAACCAGGGGUGGGGAACCAUGUGCCAUGGAGAGCCGAGAGGCUGCAGGUUUUCUUUCUAACCCAAAACUCCACCAGGUGAUUUCACUG